Colletotrichum navitas is the source of this 1505-nucleotide messenger RNA. RefSeq lists its product as uncharacterized. The record is from RefSeq and is a predicted model, not a curated record. NCBI's taxonomy places the organism in Eukaryota, Fungi, Ascomycota, Sordariomycetes, Glomerellales, Glomerellaceae. The coding region runs from base 250 to 1218 and encodes 322 amino acids. The transcript has 2 exons.
CGAGAGUAAGGGCCCAUAGAGAUACAAGUCCCAAGGUCGGUCAUGUGACAUCGGAAAUAACGUGGCUGAUGCAGUCAGCCACACUGACGUGAGCCUCCUGUACUUUGCGCCACCUCCAGGUUUCUAGCUCUAUGACGAAGGUGGCGCCUCUAGUUCUCAUAAAAAAAAGAGGAUUUCUCCCUUCACCACCGAUCAUCCAGGUCUGCGAUAAGUUACUUACAGACAACAGUAAAGCAUUAGACACUCGUGAUGGAUCGCGCAAAGCUCAUCCACACGCUUGCAUCGGCGCAAGCAUCGCCGAAGAGGCCGAUAUUGACUCUCGUGAACGGCGAUACCACAUGGCUCGUUUCCGUCCCCCGGACCGCCGGCACGAAGGGUAAGGCUUUCUACCACAUCCUCGUGGAUCCUUGGCUCGAGGGGAACGCUGAGAUGGGUUUCGGCUGGGUCAUACGUCUGCAACUCAAGGAGAAAGCGGCGCUCGGCAACAUCGAGGCCAUCGAAGACUGGAUUCGGGAAGUUGAAACGGUUUGCGGGAUCACGGACGGAGAGCACGAGCAGUGGCUCGAUGCAGUUCUUGUCACGCAUGCCAACUUUGAUCACCUGCACGAGCCGACGCUGCGGACCCUUGGCCAAUCGGUACAAGUCCUUGCUGUGCAGGACGCGGCGAAGAUAAUAUCGGCAAUGGGCCACUUCGAGAAUAUCAUAGUGGUGCCGGAUUUCGUCCCCGGCGGGGAGUGGCCGGCCACGCCCGAUAUGCCCGGAUCGUUAUCGAUUUUCCGGCUCCAGAGCAAGGGCGACAAAUACACAAGGCUGUGUCACGCCGUGAUCAUCGGUAUCCCGACCGAAGAUGGGAAGAGCGAAGCGAUCCUGUACACCCCGCACGGCGUUGAACCGGAGGCGGUGGAAGCCGCCAGGAAAGCGAACUCGGACGCGAGUUUUCUGGCGAUGUUGCAUCCACUUAAUAAGGCCGGCAGCAUGGGCGUCAUCUCGAGAGGGGUGAAGGAGGGCCUGAAGAUCGAACGAGAAAAUUCCGUCCGUCACUGGGUGAACACGCAUGAUGACAAUAUUAGCUUCACGGGGGUCUUAUCUUAUGUAAUGCAAUACGGGCGCACGACGUUGGAAGAGGGUCUCGAGCAGGAAGCCAGGGAAAAGGGUCAGGAACAAAGGAAGCCAAAUUACGUAGUGGUUGGCAAUGGUGGAAGUCACAUCUUGACUUGAGAAGGCGUUGUUACGUGGUUCGAAACAGUCUGUCAGCCAUUGUUGACGAAGAGUGUGGCGUCAAUAGGCGUGCACAUAUUCCAAGAGAACAGUCCGAGUCUUGCUUUUUAACAUUUUUAGAGACUUGGCGAUCACUGAGUCUAGGAUCCGAGCGAAGAAAGCAAAUUGAACCAAAAACUUGACUCUGAGAAUAGGCAAAGAAUUCUCCUCGACGGGGAAUUGAACCCCGGUCCCCUGCGGAUCGUUUGAUUGACAAGCAGAUAUCCUCACCACUAGACUAUCGAGGA